Camelina sativa (false flax) is the source of this 4027-nucleotide messenger RNA. RefSeq lists its product as uncharacterized. NCBI's taxonomy places the organism in Eukaryota, Viridiplantae, Streptophyta, Magnoliopsida, Brassicales, Brassicaceae. The record is from RefSeq and is a predicted model, not a curated record.
UAAAAGGUAUUAUUAUUUACCUAAAUUAAUAUUGGUGGAUGAUAAUAACAUCAAAUCUAAAUUAAAAAAAAAAAAAUUGAAUAGAGAAAAACAGCAAGACUCUUUUUCUUCUCCAUUGCUCUGUUUCGGGCUUUGUCUCUUCGUUUUCCCCCUGUUCUGUCUCUUUGUCUUCCUCUAAAUUUCAUUUUUUUGUUUCUGUUUGAAAAAUCUUUGUCAUCAAAUGGGGUUUAACCUAUUUCGAUGCUCUUGUUCUUCUUCUUCCCAAGAAGGGGUCCUCAAGAAAUAGAAAAAAACAAAACAUAGCAUUUUUAAUACAAAUUGUAAAGUAAGAUCCGUUUUUAUAGGAUUUGUGUUUUUUUCUAUUUCUUUUUGGAUUUCGGGGUGUUGAUGGAAAUGGCGUCCUCUGAGGUAGACUUGUCAUCAUGCCGAACUUUUAAUUGCGUCUUGAGUCGUCCUCACGAGAGAUGCACCCGAGGAGGAGACAACAACAACAAGAACAAGAACAAUAACAACAAUGUCAGAAACAUACACGUCGCUGCCUACGAGAAGAAUCUCAAUGUUUUUGUCAGAGAUCAUUUCGAAAACUGUAGCGUCGUCUCUGGUGAUUUUGAUAACGAUGAUUCCACCAAAUCCUCUGUUUCUUCUGAUCAUCGGGCCACGAAAACAGAGGAACCUCGUCACGAUGUCCCUUCAUCGUCUUCGUCUCUAGGAUCCGAGACUAAUUUGAAUUCGGGUCAACCGGAGAACCCGUCAAGAAAAGAAAAAAUGGCAGCUUCUUCUCUCGUUCAGAUAUGGGAAGCGAGGACGACGCAGCAACCACCAAGCUCGAACCAAACCCUAAUCGAUAGCAGAACGAGUUCUAUGGGAUCAAACGCUUUAGAGAAUUCGGAUUCUAUCAACGAGGAAUCCGUAAAAGAUUCUGACUUAUUGAUUCAGCCGAUCGAAGAAGGUAACAAUGAGGAGGAAGAAGAAGAAGAAGUACAAGAGAUUGAAUGUGUAUCACAACUUGUCCUUCCACCUCCAGAUUCUGGAGAGAAAGAUAGAGAAAAGGUCAGAGUUAUGGAUAUCAUUCGGAAACUAAGCAAUGACUCAGAAACAAUAACCAAUAACGAAAAUGGUAGCAGCAGCAACGACAAUAGUAAAGAAGUACAGACAACGGAAGCGAGAUGUUUUCCUCAGGUUACUUGUUCUCCAAGAAUAAGAGGUCGUCAAGCUUUCGCUGAUUUAUUGGUGCUGAUGAUGCGUGAUCGAGAAAAGGAGUUGGCCUCUUUACUAGAACGUCAUUGUGUUUCAAAGUUCACGCAUCGCGGACGGAUUCAGUCGACGCUUAGAAUACGAUGUUACGAAAGGUGCAAGGCCAUUCAAGAUAGACAUCGGUGUAAACCAUCAUCAACAGGAUCUGAUUUAAACCGAUCGCCUCGAGGUUCUGGUGUACUGCAUCUUCUCAGGGGGAAAUAUAAGACAAAUUCUGAGAAUACUGAUACUGCAGCUUCGUCUACUACUGUGUCUUCUCGUGGUCGGAUUCUGGAUAAAGAUCCGCAUAAGGCUACAGAGAAGAAGGUUCUGCAGGAAAAAAAUGAGAAGAUUGAUAUAAAGGAGAUUCAAGAAGUGGUUUCUGCAGUUGAGAAUGCGAAGAAAGCUGUCUUGAGUGAAAUUGCAGAAAAUAAGAAUGGUUUAAAGAAAGCUGUAGGAGAAACUAUUCAGAAGAAAGCUACAGAAGGGAGAGAUGAAAAGCGAGAAACUAAGGAGAAAGCUAUUGCCAAAGAGAGUCCUGAAUUAGCAAAGGAGAAAUCUGUUGCUAAGGAAAUUGUAGAAGGGAAGGCUUUGGGUGGAAUAGCUGAGAAGGUGAAUAUAUGGAACUUAGAGGAGAAAAUAAAUAGGAGAAAAGGGAUGGAGAAGGGUAAGUUUGAAGGAAAAGCUAAUACUGAGAGAGUUGAGAAAAAUGAUGUAUUGGAAGAAGCUACAAGAAGGAUCAUUAAUGUGGAAAGUGCGGAAAGAAGCAUUAGUACUACUACUACUACUACAAAGGAAACAAUGAUGCCGCGGUGUGAGUUUGCAGAGAAGGUGAUAAGAAGAAAGGAAAAAGAAGAUUGUGUUUCUAUGGAAUCUAAGUCCAAAGAAAUUGAAGAUAGAAACAUUAAACCUCAAGAAGUUACUACACAAGAAGAUAAUUGUUUAUGUAAACCUAUUGAGAAGGAAAGUGUAGAAGAAGGAAACACUUUGAUGGGGAUAGCUGAGAAGGUGAAUAUGUGGAACUCCAAGGAGAAAAAGCAUAGGAGAAGAGUUAUGGAGAAAGGUAAAGGUAAAACCGAGACAAAUGAAGUGUUGCAAGAAGCUUCAAGAAGAAUUAGUAAUGUUGAAACUGCGGAGAGAAGCAUUGCUACUUCAAGUCAAACGGUGGAGAAAGUUGUUGGUAACAAAGAAGUGAUUGCUUCUGUAGAAGCUAAGUCCAAAGAGAUUGUUGAAGAUAAAAAUAUGAAUCCACAAGCUGUGAGUCAUGGCUCUAGAGAGAAGGAUAAAGAGAAGAACUAUUCACAACAUGGUGAAAAAACUUCGACUCUGCGAGACUUGGAAGCUAAGUCAACUAAAGAAAUCGAGAGAAACAAUUCUCAAGAAGUUACACAAGAAGAAGAAUCUAUUAGUAAAGGCUCUAGAGAGAGGGCUAAAGAGAAGAAUUCUUCACAACAGGAUGAAAAAAUAUCGGUUCUCCAAAAUCCAAACGUCGAAAACGGCAUUCAAGAAUCGGAAGAUGAAGAAACCAAGAAGGUAGAAUGCAAAGAAAAGGGAGAAAGCAUACAAGAAGCAGCAGUAGAGUUUGUAAGUGAGUGGGAUGAAACUGAAAUGGAAGAAGAAGAUGAAUAUGGAGAUUACGAUCUUUACAUUGGAGAGAAUAUGGAUGAUUGGAUUCACGAUAUAUCGAGGCCUCGAAGUUACUGGGAAGAUCUAAGGAAAGAAAGGUAUCUUGAGGUUCUCAACACUGAAUCAGAGAAAAAAGAUAUUUGCAAUCUCAUUCAGAGACGAACAGUUUCAGACUUUUUGACGAGUGAUUUGCGACAAAAGAUCGAUAAUCUGAUGAUCACUCGAGUGCAAAGUCACAUACGUGUACCAAUCAAUCAAGUAAAAGAAGAAGACGAAGAUGAAGAAGAAGAAGAAAAAGAAGAGUGGGUAGAUGAGUGUUCAGCAAGGAACCAAGAAAAUAAUGAAACAGAGGAAGAACCAGAGAAGCCAUAUCUUGAAGCUGCAAGCGACGUUUGCAGUCUAUCAUCAGCAAGGAGUAGUACAAUGAUGUCUUGGACUUUCAGGGAUCAAGACAUUUACAAGGAUCAUGAACCGACCACGACUUUGUCUCUUCCUGAAUCUUCAGCCCCCACAAAUCAAUCUGAAACGCAAACGAUAAGUGAAGUCAGGAGUCAAAUGGAGCAACUUCAACGAGAAAUGCUUGAGCUACGAAGUUCAGCCCCCACAAAUCAAUCUGAAACGCAAACGAUAAGUGAACUCAGGAGUCAAGUGGAGCAACUUCAACGAGAAAUGCUUGAGCUACGAAGUUCAUUUAAAUCUUGCAUCGAUAUGCAAGUUCAUUUCCAGAAAUUUGUAACUCAAGAUCUUUCUCGUUCUGGCUCAUCAGUAGAAGAACGAGUAGACUCAAAGAAAGAUCCUUUGAAACGCAAGUGUUGCGUUUGCUCUGAGAUGCCUGUUGACUCGCUUUUGUAUAGGUGUGGACAUAUGUGUACGUGUCUGAAAUGUGCUCAUGAAUUGCAAUGGAGCAGUAAGAAAUGUCCGAUCUGUAUGGCUCCAAUCGUCGACGUUGUGAGAGCUUUUCUUGAUUCUUAGGAUUUUCAAGAAACCAAGACAAAUAUUAGUUUCUUCAUUACUUUGGAAUGUGACACAUCUGAAUAUAAUUUUUUUUCCUUAGUGUUUGCGAUAUUGAGAUUGUGAAAUGUAUACUAAACUUACUCAAAGAACGGUUUAAAAAUCCUAGAAAUUGAGCUAGAUUGUUAUCGAUAGACAACACAACUUAAAAAAAAUA